Messenger RNA from Pseudoliparis swirei, 2193 nucleotides. RefSeq names its product integrin beta-1-like. Gene Ontology annotation, cellular component: focal adhesion; integrin complex; cell surface. Gene Ontology annotation, molecular function: laminin binding; fibronectin binding; integrin binding. Gene Ontology annotation, biological process: cell-matrix adhesion; cell migration; integrin-mediated signaling pathway. The coding region runs from base 331 to 1923 and encodes 530 amino acids. The transcript is spliced from 10 exons. NCBI's taxonomy places the organism in Eukaryota, Metazoa, Chordata, Actinopteri, Perciformes, Liparidae. The record is from RefSeq and is a predicted model, not a curated record.
GAAGAAGAAGGAAAAAGUGCCCCAGCGAACCGAGGACUCCUCGCUCCGUUUAAUGUACUCCAUUAUUUUAUUUUUUAAGUGGUGUUUUCUUUUUUUAAUAAAGUAACGUCAGCCGUUGGCGCGUGCGCAGUUUGAGCGUAACGUGCGGCAGUUGGCGGAGCGGCGCGUUCCGUUCGAUAAAACAAAGCGGAACCUCGAACAGUUUUCUAAGCUAACGUCUCCUCCGGUGACCGUUUUUAUUUCGUGAAAAGAGGGACUGUUUUUCUGGGGCCGAUGUCACUCUGAAUCCAGACGGAAUCUCAAUUUUUUUUCAAAAUCAUCAACACGACGAUGGAUCUGCGGUUACUUUUAAUCGCCACGCUGUCGGCGUUCCUCGGCGGGAGUCGGGCACAGCAAGAGGGAAGCGAAUGCAUCAAGGCCAACGCACAGUCGUGCGGGGAAUGCAUCCAGGUGGCCGAGACGUGCGGCUGGUGCACGGAUGAAAACAUCCUCACCGAGGGCCAGUCCAAGUCGGCCCGCUGCGACGACCUGGAGUCCCUGAAGAAGAGAAGUUGUGCCACGAUCGAGAACCCGCGGGGCAGCAUCAACAUCGACGAGAACAAGCCCGUCACCAACCGCAACCGGGACGUGGCGGAGAAGCUGAAGCCGGAGCAGAUCACCCAGAUCCAGCCCCAGAAGCUCACGCUGACGCUCCGAUCGGGUGAACCCCAGACCUUUGAGCUCAAAUUCAAGCGUGCAGAGGACUACCCCAUCGACCUCUAUUACCUCAUGGACCUCUCCUUCUCCAUGAAAGACGAUUUGGAAAACGUGAAGAACCUAAACAGGCAGUCUUUGUCCUCCGAGGUGAUUCUGGAGAACGGCCGGCUGCCCGAAGGCGUCUCCAUGAACUACAAGUCCAUCUGUAAGAACGGCGUGGAGGGAACCGGGGACAACGGCAGGAAGUGCUCCAACAUCUCCAUCGGCGACGAGGUUUCCUUCAAGAUUUCCAUCGAGUCCAAGAAGUGUCCGUCGCACGGCAAGGCGGAGAUCAUCAAGAUCAAACCCCUGGGCUUCAACGAGGAGGUGGAGGUCGUCCUGAACUUCAUCUGCGACUGCCAGUGCGCCGCCGAGGGGACGCCCGACAGCGACGUGUGCCACAAGGGCAACGGCACCCUCGAGUGCGGCGCCUGCAAGUGUAACGACGGGCGCAUCGGGCGCCUCUGCGAGUGCAGCAAAGAUGAGGUGCGCACGGAGGACCUGGACGCCAACUGCCGGAAAGACAACGGCACGGACAUCUGCAGCAACAACGGCGACUGCGUGUGCGGCACCUGCGAGUGCAGGAAGCGGGCUAACCCGGACGAGAUCCACACGGGCAAGUACUGCGAGUGUGACAACUUCAACUGCGACCGCUCCAACAACAAGCUGUGCGGAGGACACGGCCACUGCGACUGCAGGAAGUGCAUUUGCGACGCCAACUACACGGGCAGCGCGUGCGACUGCUCCCUGGAGACGCACACCUGCCUCGCCAAGAACGGGCAGAUCUGCAACGGCCGCGGCGUCUGCGACUGCGGCAGCUGCAAGUGCACCGACCACAAGUUCCAGGGGCCCACCUGCGAGAUCUGCCCCACCUGCCCCGGCGUCUGCGCCGAGCACAAAGACUGCGUGCAGUGCCGGGCGUUCGAGGCCGGCGAGAAGAAGGAGACGUGCGAGCGCGACUGCAGCUACUUCCAGCUGAUCAAGGUGAAGGACCGCGACAUGCUGCCGCAGCCCACCGACCAGAGCUUCCCCCUGUCGCACUGCAAGGAGCGCGACGCCAACGACUGCUGGUUCUACUACACCUACGCCAUCCGGAACGACACCAAGGAGGUGUACGUGGUGGACACGCUGGGUACGAACGCUGCGUUACGCAGGAAUACACACGUUGGGUCGACCAGAGGAUGCUGAUUGGUCGUUCUUAACCUCUUCCACGCCGCCCCCAUUUGAGCAAAAACGCCUCAAAUGAUGUAUCGAAAUUAAAAUGGCUGUAGUUUCUGAACCACUCUGACUAAAGGGAUCAAUGAAGUCUUUCUAGAAAGAUUACCUUUGUUCCUACAUGUGAAAGUGUCAAACAUCCUUCAGGUCAUACAGAAACAGAGCAGUGGGCCUUUGAAGUCAGUACAAAUUAAAGAUGUGUGUCCGCCUAAAAUAAAUAAAGGAUAUUUCAGUAUAAAUAAC